UUUGAUAAGACACCAUCGAGACCUAAAAUAUAACCCCGGGUCAUUUUGCCACUUAGUUUCAAACUUGAGAUCGAAUAAAGGAUCGUCUUUCUUUCUCUUUCAAAAUGGCUUCCAUCCUCAGCCAUUUGAUGAAAAGCGAUGGAACCGCCGUCAAGAGAAGGAAAUUCACGGAGGGCACACUUCGGCACAAUCUCUACAAAAAGGCUCGCGAAACUCUGCACGAAGGAAUGAAUCUGAAACAGGGUGUCAAACUACCUCCCGAUGAGACUUUCAACGACUGGUUGGCGGUUCAUGUUGUUGAUUUCUUCAAUCGGAUUCAAGUGUUAUAUGGCGUUGUGGCGGAUGUUUGCACGGAAGCGUCAUGUCCAAUAAUGUCUGGAGGCUCUCAGUACGAAUACUUCUGGUUGGACGGACAAGAGUUUAAGAAGCCGACCGCCCUCUCUGCUCCCGAGUACCAUCUUCGUCUAUUUCAAUGGGUCGAGAAGCAAAUCUUUGACGAGUCCAUUUUUCCGCCAGACACGGAUUCGGAUUUCCCAAAGAACUUCAAGAAGACCUGUCAAAAGAUUCUGAAUAGGAUGUUCAGAGUGUUCGUCCAUGUUUACAUCCAUCACUUUGAUCGUCUUAUGGAAAUCAAUGCCGAGCCUCACGGAAACACCUUGUUCAAGCACUUCUACUAUUUUGUGACUGAAUUCCAGCUCAUGGAUGAAAAAGCCUUUGCUCCGUUGGCCUUACUAAUUGACAAGAUUUGCAAUGAUCCCUGAUUUGUCAAGUUCAGGCUCUGUCCGUGCGAGAGAACUGCUUCUGUAAUCUCGUUAAAGGUUGACCCAUUCAAUAAUAAAACUCGACAUAAUAUUUA
Messenger RNA from Tigriopus californicus, 856 nucleotides. RefSeq names its product MOB kinase activator 3A-like. Lineage: Eukaryota; Metazoa; Arthropoda; Copepoda; Harpacticoida; Harpacticidae. The coding region runs from base 105 to 761 and encodes 218 amino acids. The record is from RefSeq and is a predicted model, not a curated record. Gene Ontology annotation, molecular function: protein kinase activator activity. Gene Ontology annotation, cellular component: nucleus; cytoplasm. The transcript is spliced from 3 exons. Gene Ontology annotation, biological process: positive regulation of protein phosphorylation; signal transduction.